Molecule: messenger RNA, 1053 nt
Organism: Fusarium tjaetaba
Lineage: Eukaryota; Fungi; Ascomycota; Sordariomycetes; Hypocreales; Nectriaceae
Product: toxD
Exons: 1
Coding region: 1-1053 (350 amino acids)
Molecular function (GO): oxidoreductase activity, acting on NAD(P)H
Source: RefSeq, a predicted model, not a curated record
AUGAACAAAUGUAUUUUUGUCGAUGAUUCCUGUGAUCUUUCGAUCCGCGACAUACCUGAAGCAUACCAUCCCAAAGAUGGCCAAGCUCUAGUCAAAGUCGAGUACUCAGGCAUCAACCCAGCCGAUCUGAACCAUCCGAAGGAUCUGGGCUGGAAGAACAACGUCUGCGGCUAUGAAAUCUGCGGCACCGUUAUAGAAACAGGAAGGACUAGUCGCUACGCAGUCGGAGAUGCCGUCUUUGGCUCCAACCAUCCCGGACGCUCAAAGCCAGGAUAUCAUGGGGGUCAUCAGGACUUUAUGAUAAUAGAGUCAAACCUGAUGUCGGUCAAAUUGCCUGCUCAACUCCCUCGACCAGACGCCGCUGCUCUUAGUAUCAUGGUACGCUCGGCUGCAGAUGCGUUGUUGAAUCACUUCGAGAUCCCUUUCCCUACUAUAGGCGUUUACGGGCCACCUCCUACUGGCGCCUUGCUGGUUUGGGGUGGUGCAAGUAGCGUAGGCUGCGCAGCAAUACAGCUUGCAAAGGCUAUGGGAGUGAAAUGGAUAUUCACGACUGCUUCGCCUACCAACCACGAGGCGCUUCUUGAGCUCGGCGCAACAAAGUGUUUCAACUAUCGAGAUUCAAAUAUCGUUGAUGCAGUCAGAGCUACAUGUGACGAGAUCGGCGUCACCAUACGAUAUGUCCUAGACACUGUGUGCAAGACAGGCAGUCCUGGUACCAUUGAGCAAUGCGAGGCGAUUGCCGCCGGACCAGAUGUCACAUCCGUUAGUACCCUGCCCCAGUUCAGUAAGCCGCCACGGUGGAGAAUGAUCUUUGCUUCGAGAGAAACCGACAACCCUGUCCCGUUCGAGUUUCCUGGGGGCAAUAAAGCAAAUCCUGUAUGGGAGGCUCGGCUGGAGAGGACAGUUGUUUGGGCUGCUAAGAACUACGGGUCGCAAUUUCGGAUCCCCAAUAUUAAGAUCGUGGAAGGGGCUGAGAAGGGAAUGCAGGCUAUCAAGGAUGUGAACGAAGGAAAGGUCAGCUUGACCAAGGUUGUCAUCAAGCAUCCGCUUUAG